ACUCUGCUGUCUUCCGAUGGCUUUUCUUCUUCUUCCCGGAACCUCUAAACACCCACCGACCUCCUUUCAAUCUUUCCCUCUAUAUUUUCUAUAUAUACAAUCAUCUAUCUCUAUAUCUUCUCAUCAGUUCAAAUCAAUACAACAGUUCCAUAAAAUACUUCUGGUUCUCUAGAUCAAUGGCAACCAACAACAAAAAAUAUGAGUUCCAUGAUUUCUUACCUUUGAUGGCUGAAAAACUGGGAGGAGAUGGUUUGAUUGAUGAAAUGUACAAAGGGUUUCAGCUGCUGAUGGAUCGCGAUAAAGGGGUGAUCACUUUCGAUAGUUUGAAGAAGAAUUCUUCAUUUUUAGGUCUUCAUGAUCAAUCCGAUGCUGAUCUUUUGAGCAUGUUGAGAGUAGGCGAUUUAGAUGGAGAUGGUGCACUCAGUCAAAUGGAAUUUUGUGUUCUUAUGUUUAGAUUGAGCCCCGGUUUGAUGGAGCAAUCUGAGUUUUUGUUAGAACAAGCCCUGCAACAGGAGUUUGAUGAUUUUUGAUAUUGAAUUUUAAAUUGUUAAUUAUUUAUAAAGAUUUUUUAACCUGUUGAUAAUAGGCCCAAAGGCCGAAUAUGUUGUUUUCAUGCUAUAUUAAUGCGGUGUACGUUCUGUGUCAAUGGUUGUAUAGGGAGUUUAGUGUAUAUUACGAGAAUUGUUUAUAAAACGAU
Helianthus annuus (common sunflower) is the source of this 697-nucleotide messenger RNA. Its product is annotated as calcium-binding protein PBP1. The transcript has a single exon. The record is from RefSeq and is a predicted model, not a curated record. Gene Ontology annotation, molecular function: calcium ion binding. NCBI's taxonomy places the organism in Eukaryota, Viridiplantae, Streptophyta, Magnoliopsida, Asterales, Asteraceae. The coding region runs from base 177 to 530 and encodes 117 amino acids.